CGGGAGGAGGGACAGCCGGGUGGGCGGGGCAGCCGCGGCGAGGGGCGGGGUCAGCGCAGAGGCCGCGGGGGCAGCGACGGCGCCGGGCAGCGGGAGCGGCAGCCGCGCCAUGUGGUUGCUUGGACCGCUGUGCCUGCUGCUGAGCAGCGCCGCAGCCAAGGCGAAAUCGAAAUGCGGCCCAACGUUCUUCCCCUGUGCCAGCGGCAUCCACUGCAUCAUUGGGCGCUUCCGGUGUAAUGGGUUUGAGGACUGUCCUGAUGGCAGCGAUGAAGAGAACUGCACAGCAAACCCCCUGCUUUGUUCCACCGCCCGCUUCCACUGCAAGAACGGCCUCUGCAUUGACAAGAGCUUCAUUUGCGAUGGGCAAAACAACUGUCAAGACAACAGUGACGAGGAAAGCUGUGAAAGUUCUCAAGAGCCGGGCAGUGGGCAGGUGUUUGUGACAUCAGAGAACCAGCUCGUUUACUACCCCAGCAUCACCUACGCCAUCAUCGGCAGCUCUGUCAUCUUCGUGCUGGUGGUGGCCCUGCUGGCACUGGUCUUGCACCACCAGCGGAAGCGGAACAACCUCAUGACGCUCCCUGUGCACCGGCUGCAGCACCCUGUCCUGCUCUCCCGCCUGGUGGUCCUGGACCACCCCCACCACUGCAGUGUCACCUACAACGUCAACAACGGCAUCCAGUAUGUGGCCAGCCAAGCCGAGCAGAACGCGUCCGACGUGGGCUCCCCACCCUCUUACUCGGAGGCCCUGCUGGACCAAAGACCUGCGUGGUUUGACCUUCCUCCACCACCCUACUCUUCGGACACAGAGUCCCUGAACCAAGCUGACCUGCCUCCCUACCGCUCCCGAUCAGGGAGUGUCAACAGCGCCAGCUCCCAGGCAGCCAACAGCCUCCUAAGCGUGGAAGAUGCCGGCCACAGCCCAGGGCAGCCUGGGCCUCCAGAGGGCACAGCUGAGCCCAGGGACUCUCUGCCCAGCCAGGGCACUGAAGAAGUAUAAAAUUCAAUUAUUCCAAAGUCCAUAUGGGUUAAUCUGCUCUGACUUGUUACCGUGCUAACAGUGGGUGCUCGUGGGGGCUCUUUGGGUGUCUCAAGGAGCAGUUUGGGGUGUCAGCUGUCUCUGCAUUGCCCUCCUCCACCAGAUUUCAGGUAUGUUCGUUGGAGGACGACCUGGCAUUUUUCUGACCUCUCAGUUGACAUAUGAUGUGUUAUGUACAUGUCCCAUGAGGCCACUGUUUCUUCAGGGCCCAGGAUCACAACUCCCACUUCCCAUCAUUCUUCUGUUAGGAUUGGAAUCCUUCUGAGUGGGAGUCAUAAAUUUGCAGGCAGCAAGAUAAACAGUAUUUAAGCAGUCUUUGAGAAAGCAGUGUUCUGUGCCAUGUCGGAUAUUCAGAAGGACAAUAGACACUGGAUCAGUACCCUGCUGGGCUGCUACCUUAGAGGCUCAUUUUGGGGUUUGGGUUGGACGAUCCUGCAACGAGGGAUCCUUGGACAGCCGCCCUGGAAAGAGUCCAGGUGCACAUCCAGAAGCUGCCUCGCACUGUCCCAUGCAUUGCGCUCGGUCAGUGGAGGCAGUUGCUGCAGAAAACAGUUGAUGUGAGUAGUGCCCCUAACUAUUGGCAGCAUCAUCUCAGUUUUGUGAAUGACUCUGAAAGCCAUCUACUACUCCAAAUAGAUCUGGCUUUAAGAAUUUGACCAAGAAUCCUAGUUUGGAAAGCUCUGUCCAGCAGCAUCUAUCAUUAGCCUCGUCC
This is a messenger RNA of Trichechus manatus latirostris (Florida manatee), 1751 nucleotides long. It is a transcript of the gene LDLRAD3, whose product is annotated as low density lipoprotein receptor class A domain containing 3. The transcript is spliced from 5 exons. Gene Ontology annotation, biological process: receptor-mediated endocytosis. The record is from RefSeq and is a predicted model, not a curated record. The coding region runs from base 110 to 1000 and encodes 296 amino acids. NCBI's taxonomy places the organism in Eukaryota, Metazoa, Chordata, Mammalia, Sirenia, Trichechidae. Gene Ontology annotation, molecular function: protein binding. Gene Ontology annotation, cellular component: plasma membrane.